Molecule: messenger RNA, 1950 nt
Organism: Cordyceps militaris CM01
Lineage: Eukaryota; Fungi; Ascomycota; Sordariomycetes; Hypocreales; Cordycipitaceae
Product: LipA and NB-ARC domain protein
Exons: 4
Coding region: 1-1950 (649 amino acids)
Source: RefSeq, a predicted model, not a curated record
AUGUCGGUCGCUUCCGAAACCUCCUUCUCCAAAACCUCCACCACGAAAUCACAAGCCGUGCCAACUUACACCAAACAGGCCACGGAGAACCGCAAUGUUGCGCGCUACGAGACGACAGCCGUCUACACACACCCCGACGCCGAGGUCGACAUCGUCCUUGUCCACGGCCUCAACGGCCGGCCCGACCUGACGUGGACGGCCGCCAACGGCACGUUUUGGCCGACCGACCUGCUCCCCGCCGCGCUCCGCGGGGUGCCCGCCAACGUGCUCGUCUACGGCUACAACGCCGACGUCUACUCGCGGCACCACGACCGCAGCGCCAGCGACAACUUCAUCCACCAGCACGCGCAGACGCUCGUGACGAACCUCGCGCUGUUCCGCCGUGGCGAGGGUCGCGCCCGCAACCCGCUCGUCUGGGUCGCGCAUAGCCUUGGCGGCGUGCUCGUCAAGCGCGCGCUGCUGUACGCGCACGACGUGCGCGAUGCGCACCACGACGACUACCGCGCCGUCUACGUGUCUACGUACGGCAUCGUCUUCCUCGGCACGCCGCACACGGGCGCCGGCGCGGCCACGUGGGGCUGUGCGCUGCAGGCCAUGUCGGACGCGGUCCUGCCGCGCAAGCUGUUCGAGUCCGAGUCGGUGCUGCUCAAGACACUCAAGAAGGACAAUGAGACACUCGCAAACAUCAACAGCCACUUCCUCGACAUUUACCAGCGCUUCCGCAUCCACAUGGUGCACGAGAACCACAAGACGGACCUCAAGGGCACGAAAAUGCUCAUCGUCGAUGCCGGCUCCGCCAGCCCCCCGCUCCCCGGCGUCACCUACUAUGGCGUCGAGGCCACGCACUCGCGCAUGUGCAAGUUUGACGCGCCCACCGCACCCGGCUUUCGCGCCCUCUCUACCGACGUCCGGCAGUGGGUGCUCGACGCGCCUGCCCUCAUCCGCCAGCGCUGGGCCGCCGAGGAUGCCGAGCGCGCGGCCCGUCUGCACUGCGACAUUUCUGAGCGCAUGGCCACGCCUCCCCCGGCCGCGUUUGCAAGUUACGGCAUGGACGAGGUCGUGCCGUCGUCGGUGGCCGCCAGCCCCGCGCCCCCGUACUCGGCCUUGACCGCCCCGCCACCGGCCUAUGAGCAGUUCGCCGCGACGCAGCCGCCGCCGCGGUAUACUCCGGCCGCCCCGGCUCCCGCUGCUACUACUGCCGUCCCAACGUCCACGGGUGCUUGCCACUGCUGUUGCCGCGGACUGUCCUUGUCGACCGCGGCGUCGCAAAAGGAGCAGGUCGCCGCUGUUGUGCGCGGCAUCACCGCGGCCGCUUCGCUCGCGUGUGACGCCGCCGAGGCUGUCGUCGGUGGUCUCGCGGACCUCGCAUCCACCGUACGGGGAGCGUGCCGCGCCGCGCCGGGGAGCGAGCGACAGGGAGACACGCUUUUCCCGCAGCCAAAGGCGCUGUGCAGCCACGACGAUGCGUCGAAACGGCCUUGCUCCAUCCCAUUUUCUGCCGCGCACGUCAAACACUCACCCUCGCUUAGAAAUGCCCUGGAUACUGGUCAAGCGGCGCACCGUGUUCUGAGAGCGGCUGUUGAGAAGGUCGGGACAAAUAGAAAGGAGCUGCAAGGCGUCAUUGUGCCGCGCUCGCACGACGGGGGCCGUGAACAGGCCCGGUACAAUCAGCUGAGGGAUCGUUCAAUCGCUACUUGUUUGCCAACAUCAGCUAUGGCAUAUUUUACGACGCAUACAUGGACAACGGCAACAAAAGCGACAGACGCUCUCCUCGAUGACUUCAUCGCCGGCCUGAACCGGUUCUCCAUCGACGACCCCGGCGAGGUGAUAAGGGCAUCUCCCAUGGGGGCCACCGGCGAUGAACCGCAGCAAGCCCACGCCCGAGAGCAAUGGCAUCUCCGAGGUCAAAAAACCCCCAAAGUCCAGAGGAGCCAAAAAGAGCCCGAUUAA